Molecule: messenger RNA, 980 nt
Organism: Ricinus communis (castor bean)
Lineage: Eukaryota; Viridiplantae; Streptophyta; Magnoliopsida; Malpighiales; Euphorbiaceae
Product: FCS-Like Zinc finger 15
Exons: 2
Coding region: 186-644 (152 amino acids)
Source: RefSeq, a predicted model, not a curated record
CACCUACAUUCCAAAAGCAAAAAAAAAAAAAAAAGAAAAAAAAAUCACCACCACCGCCUCCGUCUCCAUCGCCGCUAUCAACACCACCACAGCGGUGGAGCCAAUACUCCUGUCUACUUUUUAGGGAGAUACAGUAAAGGGCGUAUUAAUAUAAUAGCAAGGGUUUUUAUAAUAAUGAGAUAGACAUGGUGGGUUUAAGUAUACUUUUGGAAGCACAGCAGAAGCAGCAGGUUGGUUUUGCUAAUAAUAAUAAGAAGAAAACUCCACAGGUUAUCAACAAAGCUACUUUGAAUAUGAUGAUGAUCAAUAAAUUGCCUUCUCCUUUACCUUCUUCAACUUCUUUGUCUUCCCUUUCAUCUUUUAAACCCCCAACUUUUUUGGAACAUUGUUUUCUUUGUGGACAGAAACUCUUGCCUGGCAAAGACAUCUACAUGUACAAGGGAGACAGAGCUUUUUGUAGCGUGGAGUGCAGGUGUAGACAGAUAUUUACGGACGAGGAAGAGACUUUAAGGAAAGAAAAUUGUUCAUUUGCUGCCAUGAAACCAACCUCUACGUCUGCUGCUACUGCUCCUCCUUCUUCUUCAACUUCGGCUUCUCGUCACAGCAAAAGCACCAGAAACAGAGCGGGUGGUUUUGCAUAUUGAGAGAGAGGGAGAGAGAGCAGGAACUGAAAAACAUGAGUUAUCUUUUUUCUUUAAUAAUUUUGUUUCAGUUUUUACCCUUGUGUCUUUUUUGUAAUGACGUUCGUAUCUGUCUUUGUCAAUCGGUUUUGCUACCUGGUAUGAAGCCAAUAGGGCAUUUAAAAUCUUAGCCCGCGUAUCUAUACCUAUAUGGGUGCCCAUUGUUUUUGCAUUGUGGCUUUAGUUAAUUAGGAGGAUUAGUUUAGCUUUAAUCUAGUUCAUUGAUUAUGAUUAUUACUAAUGUGUUCUUGUCUUGUUUUUCAAACAUUUUGUUAAGUUAAAUCUUAAGGGUUCAUGAGA